AUGCCAAAGAUAUCCACUUCGGCCAGGCAACCAGGCGCAAUCAAUCCCCAAGCGUCAGAGGCGAGCGGUUUGUCAUUUAUGAUCCUAGUUGCCAGUGAUGGCGGUGGAAUUCGGGCUUGGGAACAUGAGAUCAAUGGUCACAGUUCAUCAACAGCCUCCAAUGUCUGA
Venustampulla echinocandica is the source of this 168-nucleotide messenger RNA. RefSeq lists its product as uncharacterized. The record is from RefSeq and is a predicted model, not a curated record. NCBI's taxonomy places the organism in Eukaryota, Fungi, Ascomycota, Leotiomycetes, Helotiales, Pleuroascaceae. The transcript has 2 exons. Bases 1 to 168 code for a protein of 55 amino acids.